UUUGGUCUCAAUAAUCGCAACAGGAGCUGAGAAACGUUUCUUUUUUUCACAUUUCGCUCGCGAAACAGGGCAACAAAUAAAACCGAGAUUCGCCGCGACGAGCAAGAAUACUUCAGUGCGAUGAGAAAAGAGGCACUUUGAAGGAUAUGACUGAAUAGAGAAAAACAAUCCCUAAGGAUAUUUGAGGAAGCGGAGCGCUCGCUCGGCAGAAUGCCCGCGUCCCGCUCCUAGCGCCCCGUCCCCGGCUACCAGCAAAGCGGACUCGCUUCGGCGCACAUUUCGCGACUGACAACUUUUGUGAUAAGGGGCCUGAGAUGAUGGCGGCCAGACACCUGCUGCUGCUCCUGUGCCAGGCCUGCCUGCUCUUAGAGACGGGCUCUUUUGCAGCAGCCCCCCCGCUCUCGGCAUCAGAAGCACCCCUAGAAGGCCCCCAUUUUACGGCCUGCCUCUCUCGGGAGCAGGAGACCUUCCGAUGCUGGUGGAGUGCCGGAAGCUUCCGGAAUCUCUCUGAGCCCGGCGCCCUGCGGGUGUUCUUUCUGAAAAAGAACUCCCUCUCCAGAAACUGGAUGGAGUGCCCCGACUACACCGCCACCGUGCCCAAUGAGUGCUACUUCAACAAGAGCUACACGUCCAUCUGGACCUCUUACUGCCUGCAGCUGCGCUCCCGCCACCACAAUGUGACAUACGAUGAGCGCUGCUUCAACGUGGAAGACAUCGUGCACCCUGAUCCUCCCGUCAGCCUGAACUGGACCCUGCUGAACGUGAGCCGCUCCGGGCUGCACUUUGACAUCAUCGUGCGCUGGGAGCCGCCGCCUUCGGCUGACGUGAAGGCUGGCUGGAUGAGCCUCAUCUACGAGGUGCAGUAUCGGGAGAGGAACACCUCACACUGGGAAGUGCUCGACCUGGAAACCUCCACCCAGCAGUCCAUUUAUGGCCUGCACACCAACGUGGAGUAUGAGGUCCGGGUCAGAUGCAAGAUGCGAGCCUUUGACAACUUUGGACAGUUCAGUGACAGCAUCGUCGUUCACGUGCCCGUGAAGGUGCACAAUAAAGAAUCCACCUUCCCCGUGACAGUCGUCUUCAUCUUUGGAGUGGUGGGCCUGGCGAUCCUCUUCAUGCUGAUCAUCUUCUCUCAUCAGCAGAAGUUAAUGGUGAUUUUACUGCCCCCAGUGCCAGCUCCAAAAAUCAAAGGAAUUGAUCCGGAUCUGCUAAAGAAAGGGAGGUUGGAUGAGUUGAGCUCGGUCCUCAGCAGCCACCCGCUCUGUAAGGCGGAGAUGUACCGCGAGGAGCCCUGGGUGGAGUUCAUCGAGCUGGACCUGGAGGGGAUGGACACGGCCGAGAAGACUGGCUGUUCGGACACGCAGCGGUUGCUGGGCCUGGCUCCCCACCUCGGCUCCUCCCACAGGCUGGCGGUCAAGGACGGUGAUUUGGGUCGAGCCAGCUGCUAUGAGCCCGAGCUGCUGGAAGCUGACCCUGCGGCUGCCGCCGCUUUCUGCCUGAGGUCGCAGGAGAUGGCCGUGACCUCCCCAGAGCCGCAGACCGAACGCUUCGCCCCUGAUACAGGCCCCGCCCCCGACGGCAUACCCGACAGCCGGCCUGUCAUCCAGACGCAGCUCAGCACGCAGAGCUCGAUCAGCAUGGACUUUUACGCCCAGGUGAGCGACGUCACCCCCCUGGGCGGGGUCGUGCUCUCCCCUGGACAGCAGGUUAGGGGGCCGGGGGAGAAAGGUGAGGGGGGAGAUGGCCAGCCCCUAAAAAAUCAAAAGGAGGGGCAGAAGAAGGAAGGAGGAGGUGUGGGGGAAAAGGAGGUGCCGUUCCCACUGCUAAUCGUAGCCCCUGACAGUGGAGCAUAUACCUCGGAGCUGGGUACCCGGCAGAUAGGCAGUGACUGCUCCCGCGGAGAAGCCUUCCAAGACCCCCCCGCAGAGAUGCCACAGCCACCCACCGAGAAGAACGCCGUGCAGCAGUUUGCACUCAUUGUGCCCCCUGCAGGGGAGUAUCAGAGCCCCUACUUCCUGCCCCCGGCACCCCAGCUACCCCCUGUUGCAGACUACACUGUAGUGCAGGACGUGGACGCACAGCAGAGCCUCCUGCUCAACCCCAGCACCCCCCCGCCCCCAAACAUGGCCCCUGUGAAGCCCCAGCCAGCGAUGCCGGUGGGGUACCUCACGCCGGACCUCUUGGGGAACAUCUCGCUCUGAGGUGCCCACCUUGGCUGAGCUUCCCGUUAUGGGGACAGCCCGGGAAAGUGGACACAGGACCUCACGCAGAUCCACACACACACACACACUCACACACACACACACACACACACACACACAGACCCGCUCUGCAUCUUACACCAGUGAAAAGCAAGGGCCUACAGACAAACACUAAAUGAUGGACUAAACAUCAGGGAGCCAGUGAGAUGGACUCCUUGCAUUGGCCUGGAAGUACAAAUGUUGGUUCUUGACCACUUGUGGCACUGGUUUGAGUUCACUCUCCUGAGGGAGGGAGUUCUUCAAGAUUAUGCACGAUACAGUUUCAUAAUGGGGAAAAUAGCGUCACAAGUAUUAGUUAAUAUUGACACGUUCGUUUUUUUUUUCAUUCAUUUUUUUCAUUAUUACGCAAAUGCUGUUUACAAACAUAACAUACGUUAAACGUUACAAAGUGUUUGUUACCCUGCCGUACUUUGGUAAAAGACGCUAUAGCAGUUCAGUAUUUUCCCUUCAGAUCUCACAAGGCAUGUCUAAUAAGCUCUAAAACAGCCUUAAUGUGAAUUAAUUUGCCAUAAUUUGCGAUAAUUGCAGAUGGGAUGUAAUGUUCCUACAGUGUUCGUGUUGUGCUGUGGAAACAUUUUAUUGUGCCACGUGACCUUCGCCAAGGUCAUCAGUGCUGAGUAGCACACUCCUGUGGCCAGAUGCUGUUUAUCUCAAUCUAAAGAAUGCAGUGAAUUGGUUGAGUUUUUCUUUGCAAUCGAAUUUCCCACUUAGGAAUAGUAUCAGGAAAAGUUAUUUUUUUAUAUAAAUAGGCCUGGUGCCUAUAUUGCUUUUUUAUUAUUACACUUAAAAUGUUCAGGGUAAAUAUUAGUUGGAACACAAAGCUAUAAAAACAUAAUGUUAUAAUAAUGCCACCCAAACAACUGAAGUGAAGGUAUACUGAUGUAUCUGUGACCAGCAUCGUCUAAUGAAGGUUGUAGCUUUUUGUAUUUGUAUAUAAAACUGUUCACCUUCAUUAAGCUUGGAUCAAAUGAUGCAAAAUCUAACAGAAAAGAACAGAACCGAUUCACCAUGCAGGUGCAUUUGCAGCACGGCAAAAAAAUAAUGGUACAUCUCUGGGGUCAAAGGUCUAAAUUAUUAUGUUCAUAAACCUUUAAUAGGGAAAUUAUCUUUCAUGUAACAACAUGGCAACAAAAAAACCUUAUUUCAGUCCUCUAACUGUGCCUAUUAGCAAAAUGUAUAAUGAAGUGAGGUCUUGUUUUUUGAUAUUAAUUCGCAGAGAUGCUAACCCUUCUCUGUGCGACAGUGUUGAAUGUACCGGCAGCGUGCGGUAAUGAAACACAGCAUUAUAGUGACCUGGCUGCCAAGUGUACGUCUCUUUAUAAUGACCCAGUUCCACUCGACGGCCUUAUUACGCUCAGCUCCUGAUAAUGGAAAAUGCUGCUUCAUAAGUCAUUAUUCAUAACUUGCGUUAGAAUGGCAGUAAUUGCAAACUGGAAAGUAGCGUUUUGUUUAUAUUUUACAGGCCAAACUUCUUUAAUGCUCAUGGAGCUGAACGCAGGGCACACACUCCUCUGUGUUAUUUGGGCUGGUGUGGAGGUGGCGUAUGGCGCCUGGACAGCAUUCAGGGGGCCAGCGAUUUGUGACCCCCCACGCGUUUUCCUUGUACUCGGCCCUUUCGGACAAAUAGGGGCACGGCGUCCAUAAUUCAGAGAGUUUGGCCUCAAACUCGGUCGCCGUGGAUACGAGGGAUGCUGUCAUUAGCCUGAGGUGGUGCCUAGAUUUCUGAUAGGACCCCAACUUAGAUGAGAGGCAGAUGGGUUGACGACACGUACAUUAGCGAGAAAACUUUACAGUCACUUUGCCUUAAAGCCACGUAAACCGAUAUGUAGCCUGAAGUCAUACAAAGUGUUAUCGCAUCAUGUUAGUUUGGUAGAUUCAUUUAAUUUAAUUAAAGUUAAUUCUCUUCAUUUAAUGUAUAGAUAUAGUAUAUUAUUUAUCUCUAGAGGAAUGUUUGUACCCAAAGAAAGAUCCAACUGACCUAUACGUAAGCUUAAGGAAGAAUGGGGUUUUUGAUUUGCCAAUAGGCCAAUAUUUUUUUUCCGAAUUCGAAUAUUUAAUGGAGUACUUUACGCAGUUGAUAAUUUGCUUUAAAUGUGUUUAAAAUCUAUAUUUUAUAUGUGUUACUAGACUACCAGAUUCUUGUGGAUGAAGAAGUGUGGCUCCUGAAAAUCGCACGUGUUUUUUUUUUUUGUAUGUGUAAUUUUUGCAGUCUUUGUUAUUAAGGCUGUUAUAGGCUGCGUGUCUGCAGGAGAAGGAAGUGUGUCCAAUGAGCUUUCAGCUGCGCGGUUGGCGGCGUGUCGCCUCCGCUACGGCGUUUCUGCCUUAAACAUGAAUGCGAUCAGAUACUCAACGCUGCUGUUGGUCCUGCUGCUCCCACUGCCAUUGCUGCUGCCAAAACCAAUAUGUCCACAUCUACAAAGAAAUGUCUUAAUAUAUCAUUAUAGAUUUGCAAUGUCUGUAUUUGAGCAUAUACUGUAUCCUAUUGUAUGGUCUCUGGUAAGCAGAUGUCUAUAGCUUUAAAAAAAAAAUCUAGAUGCAUCUGCAUAUGAAGUAUAUAAAGAUCUAACUAUUUUGAGAACGAGCGAAGUUAAUUAUAUUUCAACUCGUUAUGGAGAGUUACUAAUCUUGAUUUUUUUUUUUUUUUUUUCCUGCUAGAAUGAACCGUUUGGCAUUUGCCAGCUUAAUGUAGCAUCCUGGAGCUUUUAGCCUGAUUUUAAUAAAGGGCAAGAUGUGCUGAGUAGUGUACGAACAGCGUCCAGGCUGAGCAUGUGGUGAUAUCUGAAGGAUUGUAUUAGAAAUGAAAUCAUGGCUUGCCUUUGGCGCAUUUACAGUGUGCAAAAUAAUGUCAUUUAUGUAUUUUUUGGUAUAGAUUAAAAAAUUACUCGUAAUAAACCAUGUCUUUUUACCAUCUGGUACACGCGAUAAAUUUAUUUCUGCUUAGUGAAGUGAGAGUACAAUAUAUAUCUGUAUAUAACAUGUUUUUAAUGCCCUCAAGUUAUAUGGGAGUGGGGGGAUUAAAGUGUUGCACAAGUUUACAUUCCUGGGUGUCAGUCAGGAGAGGAGAGGGGUGUCUUUGGGGUGAGGGUGAAGAGGUCCUAGAUCUCUCAAUUUAUUCAGCCACUGUCAACAUCUAGCACUGCGUUUGUAAACUGCUAUCAGAAUCAGUCAAAAACUGGUUAUUGUGUUUCUGGCCAUGCACAGCUGUCCAGAGCUGUAGAUUAUGAUUUUUUUAUCCCCAUCCACAUUGUCCAUUGAAACAAUGCUACAUUGUAUACUUUUUGUGUCAAUUUGCCAUUCAAUAUCACAGGGACACAAAAAUGCGAUCUUUCGUGUUUAUUUUGAAGCCUUUGUGUGAAACGCUCUUUUCUAUUCUGUUGGCUGCUAGUCACCUUUAGAAAAUGGCUUUUAUCAGGUGAAACAUGUUGGAAAAGAUUGCUAUUGUUUUUAUUCUUGCUGUUACCAUUAUUUUACUUGUAUAACGACAUGGUACAUCUUAUGAUUGGGUGACUGUUUAUCUGGGCAGAUAACUAGUCUAGCCCAAAGACUGAAGCCUGGUGUUAAAUGAAGAUUUCAGCCACCCUGGAAUGAGUCAGAAACGGAGACUAACCCUAGCCCUCCCUUUCCUGGGGAGAGGGGCGCUGAUGCUUGAGAGCAUAUUGUGAUUUUUCACAGGUGGGUUUGUAUUUUUUUCCCCUGGCUUCAGUCAUCAUCUUUGUUUAUAUUUGAGUGUUAUAGCAUUUUAUUUUCUUAAGUAUUCAAUAAAUGUAUUUCUUCUCAUCA
This is a messenger RNA of Brienomyrus brachyistius, 6041 nucleotides long. RefSeq names its product growth hormone receptor a (gene ghra). Gene Ontology annotation, cellular component: external side of plasma membrane. Gene Ontology annotation, biological process: cytokine-mediated signaling pathway. Gene Ontology annotation, molecular function: protein binding; cytokine receptor activity. The transcript is spliced from 9 exons. The record is from RefSeq and is a predicted model, not a curated record. Bases 315 to 2201 code for a protein of 628 amino acids. Lineage: Eukaryota; Metazoa; Chordata; Actinopteri; Osteoglossiformes; Mormyridae.